Molecule: messenger RNA, 1266 nt
Organism: Ogataea parapolymorpha DL-1
Lineage: Eukaryota; Fungi; Ascomycota; Pichiomycetes; Pichiales; Pichiaceae
Exons: 1
Coding region: 1-1266 (421 amino acids)
Biological process (GO): regulation of DNA-templated transcription
Molecular function (GO): zinc ion binding; DNA-binding transcription factor activity, RNA polymerase II-specific
Source: RefSeq, a predicted model, not a curated record
AUGAGAAAAAGAGCCUGCGACAAAUGCCACAAGGCAAAACGCUCUUGUUCGGGCGUGCCGUGCGCGUUCUGCCAGCGUAGGCGGCUGAAUUGCACGCUGAACCGACCGCUUAAGAAAUUUGGCCGUCCGUCCAAACAUAUCCCUGCCCCCGUGGUGGAGGAAACAUAUUCAACGGGCGAAAAAAGCGUGGUUUUGUCUGACGGCUCAAAUACGAGUGUCGAGGACACAAACGACUGCUGGAAAUAUGGCACAGUAGUUUUGAGACAACAGCUGAGCUACCAUUUCAACCUUGACCAUAAAGAAAAGGCGGUUUUGGAGCAGUUCAUCGACACAGGCGCCGCUGAUUUGUUUGGAAGCAGAGCAAACACCUUCUUGCAAGCAGUGGUCCCACUAGUCUUCUCGUUCGAUUGCAUCAAAUAUCCAAUUCUUGCCAUUGCUGCUGCCUCAGGAUCGCAUUUCUCGGCCUUUAGAGAGACCCAGAGAUAUCGGUCGCUAGCGAAGCUGGGCAGGAAAGAUACUGUGUUGCAGGAAACAGGGACCCUGGCCAUGCUGCUCGUGGUACUCAUGGAGAUACUCAUGGGCGACGGGAUGGAUGCCACAACGUAUCUGGACGAAAUUCAGAAAACAGUAAGUCCCGUUUGUUCGUGGCUCGCCAGGCAAGAUUCCGACCUGCACCAGAUCAUGUCAGACUUGUAUUUCUACUACCAGUCGUUGCUCGGUUACAACUUUGGGAUCAGGAAUGGCGAAAUUAGGGCCAGCUCGUUCAAGCUGACUUUUGGCCUCGACCAGGCCACGCUGCAAACUCUCUCGCAAAUCCGCACUCUUGAAAAACUAAAAGACCAAACAUCGCUGUCGUCAAACGAGUUCUCGCAAUUUGCAUCGCUGAUAGAAACGAAAAUUCAAACCGCUUCAAGCAUGAGUCAUUUGGGUGCUGCCAUUCAGUGUGCAUGCUAUCUACAGCUUUACCAACUCAAACCAGGCUCAGAUCUGUCAACGGGGACCUGUCUAAAUGCUCUCUUGGAUAACAUCAAGGCAAUACAGACCCCAUCCGAAUGCCAGCUACUCUUCCCUCUACUCAUUGCAGGAACCGCAGCUACCACUAUAAAAGACCAAAACUACAUCCUAGAUCGUCUAAGUGUGAUCCAUAGUCGCCUAAAGUUUCCAUUUAUUAAUCGCUAUCAAGAUCUUCUGCGUCACUUGUGGCGAUCUAACGAAUCGCUCAGCAUCAUAAUUAAGUACCAAUUUCCGGGAUUAUUCAUAUUAUAG